This is a messenger RNA of Haliotis rufescens (red abalone), 3936 nucleotides long. RefSeq lists its product as uncharacterized. The record is from RefSeq and is a predicted model, not a curated record. The transcript has 13 exons. Lineage: Eukaryota; Metazoa; Mollusca; Gastropoda; Lepetellida; Haliotidae. The coding region runs from base 325 to 2577 and encodes 750 amino acids. Gene Ontology annotation, molecular function: catalytic activity. Gene Ontology annotation, biological process: nucleoside metabolic process.
GAGCGCUCCAAGGCGACUUUCCCGCUCUUGGUGGGUGUAUUUUGGGUGCAGGCGCUGUUAGCUGCACACGGGAAGCGGUGACGCUGUAACAAACCUCAUUCGUCAUUGUCCCUGCCCAAUUUGACCCAACCGGUACAAGCUGAGCAGACGAGACCGGGAACGUGAGAUCGUCUGCUUCUACCUGGCGCGAGCGUACAGUAUAGCAGACGACCAGUCAGACUGAACACUCGGCUCGGGGUUACAUUCUGUAGGAUUUUCGAGUGGACUGACUUGUGAAUCAUUUUCUUUUAUUGGAGUACCGGUACAGGCUUUGUAUCAGACAGCAUGGGGGAAAAGGAAGAAAUCGUGAUGACGGCGAUGAAGAAGAAUGGCCGCGCCAUGAUGAGACUGGAGAGGAAGAAGAAAGAAGAUAUUAACUUCAACAACAUUCACCACAUAGCCGGGGGUCCCUACAAGGGCAUACUCGUCAGUAAGACCGCUGAUGAACUGGAAUCCGUCCAGCCUAGCGAGGGUAGGGUCGAGUUUAUGGCGUACCUGUUCGUCAAGAAUGAGGGUCACAGAGAACCAGUACAGGAUCUGUGGACGCUGCAGUUCUGGUUCCGGGGGUCGGCUGAUGGGGUGCAGAAGAAGAAGCUAUUCACAGACUACUUCCAGGAACUUGUGGCACCAGGGAGUCUCUCCAAAAAUUACAUUGGGUUCGUGAAGCGGGCCCUGGUGCUGUUGAAAAAUUAUCGACUGAUCAAACGCGUGGAGCUCGAGGUCAAGCAGAAUGAAGAGACAGAACCAGAUGAAGACAUUCCCCCAGUUCAGAGUUUCACCUCUGUGUUCACGCCGAGCACAUAUGCCUACCAGUUUGUACCGGAAGUCCAGGUUAACAACAAGCACUUCCUCACAUUCAAGAUCAAGGCCGCGGGAGACGCGUACCUCGCGUUGUCGGCUGUCUAUGGCGACGUCGACAGAAAGACGCACGAAAUCGUGUUGGGGGCGGAGGACAACACUAAAUCCUUCAUCCGUGACGGGUCCAUGGGCGCCAUCAGAGCACAGGCAACCACAAUCAACCUUCUCAGUGAAGACGACUUCCGGUUCUUUUGGGUCAGUUGGAAGAACCACGUGAUCGAGGUCGGCAGGGGAGCUUACUAUGGGAAAAAUACGUUCUUGAAAUACAAACUUCCGCAGACCAAACAGUUCAACAUAAACUGUAUGGCACUGUCAACCGGGCGAGCUUCGAAGGGACAGUGGGAGUUCGCAGAAAUAUUAGACGAGUUGCCGGUAUGGAGAACCUACACAGGAAACUACGACAAGGAACGCGCCGACAAGAGGGCAAAGAUCCGGAUGUGCCUGCUGUGGUUGGCAAAGAAACAGCGCAUGCUCAGUUGUCUGGAAGAUGCCUACCCAAACCCAGUCCCUGUGGCCGAGCUACUACAGAAGUGUAAAAUCAAGUCCACGGACUGCAUCGCCGCCGUUGUGAUGUUGAAUGAGAUGCAGAGGAAGGGGUUGAUACAGGAGGUGGAGAAGGACAUCUGGAUGCGGGUACAGUCCGGGGAACAGAACGCCAAACAUGAAAUCAAGUUGGUGAAGGAGAUGCCGACACUGACGGGGAAGGAGCAGCCGACAAUCGGCGUCAUCACGGGUCUGUUCUGUGAGAAGCUAGCCGUGGACGCCAUGAUGGAGGAAAAAACCACAUACGUCAAGUUCAAGACUGAAGGCAGACAUCAUUUACCAACUGGUGAGUCCCAGGUGUACACGUGUGGGCGUAUCGGCAAGAACACUGUCGUGUCCACCAAGCUGUCUAGGUUACAGGGUGGACAAGGUGCUAUGAUCGCCGCAGAGAACACCGUCACGAGGCUGCUGGGAACAUUCAGCAGAAUUGACCACGUGUUCAUUGUGGGCUGUGGCGGUGCCGUUCCCCACUAUACCGACUACACCAAACACGUCCGUCUCGGCGAUGUCGUCGUGUCGAUGCCAGUCGACAGCAGUGGAGCUAUGUACGUAUACUGUCAGAAGGUGGAGAGACUGCAGGGGUCACGUGGGUACAGCUAUAUGACACGUGCAUGGGACGCGCGGGACCAAACUCUUCAAACAGCUGUCAAAGACUUACGUAGAACUUCUGAAAUAAGAUCCCACGAGCCCAAACCGUGGGAGCUGUACGUGGAAGAGGGGAAAGAUAAACUCAAAGGAGAGGAAUCCAAAUUCCAUAGGCCAAACAUAACGACCGAUAAGCUGUACGCAACCAACCGGGACGGCACUGUUCUUCGGUACGACCAUCCACGCCCACGGAGCAUGUACGGAAGUGGGUAUCGGGAAGGGCAGAUGAACGUCCGGUAUGGCGUCAUCGGGUCAGGCAGGAUUGUGGCAAGGGCUGAAGACCUGAGGCAGGAUUUCUCCCAGAUGAACAAUGUUAAGGCAUUUGAUGCAGAGUAUGACUCCGUGUUGGAGUCCCUAGAAGGUAAUCGUUGUGACAGCUUUCUCAUCAUCAGAGGUAUGUGCGACUACGUCGACGGUCAAAAGAAGGAAUGGCAGCCAUACGCGUCAUUGACGGCGGCGGCAUACAUGAAAGCGGUGAUUAUGAACUUGUAAACACGCUAGUAGUUAACUAGUAAACUGUACAUGCGAAGUCGUUCCAUUUCCAAAUCAUUCCACUCUGUCCAAAAUGGGUCAUAAUGAAAAUAAUUAUACAGUUGCAGGUUGACGUAUUGUUAAUAUUUUACAGUUGCCAGAAAGAUACACUUGGGUUCCAUGUCACGAUGUAUUUUCGCAUAUUUGAUUUAAACAGUAUUUUAUUUCCAUUAAUGUUCAAAUUUUACAUUAAAUAGCAUUACAAAAUGGAAAAAGGAUUAGCAAACAGGCCAAAAAGGCCUAUAUUAAUGCUUCUCCUAAUAUUGUACAUUAUACAUGUAGAUUGUAAUGAAGUCUAUAGAGCAGACUUUUCGCAUAUUUACAUAUUCGUAUAGUUUAUUUUACAGAGUUGAUGCUAAAAUGAUGUUAUUGACAUGAGUACAAUCAAAUUACAUCAGCAUAUUUUCGUACAUUUUAUGGUAAAUGUCUUUCGACAAUGUUCUUUCUUUUCCGCAUAUGGUGUCAGGAUGUCUUCUAUACAUGUUGUGAGGAUUAAGCUUAUAACAUCCUUACAAAGAUGUUAGAAAGUUCAUGGUUUCAUAUAAGAAUGCUACAAAGGUUAGGGCUAUUCAAUCGUUUUACUGUGUGUGAAAAUAUGUUUUCAUUAUUUAUAUGUAAUGCCUUUAGAGGUUAUCGACGACGGAUUAUAAGGACCUCCUGGUCGUCAUGUCUAUUGUGUUUAUGUUAGCUUUAAAUAGGUAGGCUAUAUAUAACGUUUCAUCAUCAUACUUUUGUUAGUUUUGCUAGAAUUUCUUCUUGCUACUUAUGAAAAAAUACAUUAUAUUUACAAAUUUCUUCCCCGUGCAUAUCUUUCAGCUUGUGCAAUAAUGACCAUUAUAAAUCAAUCUGUUAUACGUAUUAUUAAAAUGUAUAUUGUAUAUAUUUUCCAAUACGAAAUGAUGUAAAUAUAUAUAUUCUAUUCUGGUAAUAUUGUCAUGGUGAAUCUCUUUCCAUGUAUUAAAUGCUCUGUUUUGAUAGGAGUACAUAAGGUAGUAACAUAUUCUCCUCCUCGUGAUUUUAAAACUUUUCUAAAUCGACCUAAACUAAGACAAUGCUUGACUACCACUUGCUUACACCACAGUCUUCAUUGUGAAGUUGGCAUUGUCUAACAUCGACUUUAUACUUUAAGUGAUUAUUAUCUUCCUUUGAUUGUGCAUGCAUGUUACUUAUUAUACUUACUACAUGUGCAUUCCCCCCACAAUGUAAGGUCAAGGGUCGCUAUCUGGGCUCAAAUGGCCUUUCACUUGAAUUUCUUGGUGCUUUUAACAAACUCGACGAGUCAGUUGAGUUGUUCUAUAAUAAAAUAUAUUCACACUUUAA